AGACCUAGGCCCAAAAUAAUACGAGGCUGAUCCUGAUGAUAGAGCCCGUAAGCUGAAUAAAAAAACCAAACCCUAAAGAGGGAACCUUAUUUAUAAGCAAAGGGCAAAGCCUCACUUCCGUCUCUUCUUCAUUUUUGCCGCAGCUUCAUCUUCCUAGCAGGUAAGUUUCAGACAACUUAAAGAUGGGGCGUGUCCGAACCAAGACCGUGAAGAAAUCAUCUCGCCAAGUCAUCGAGAAGUACUACUCUCGCAUGACACUCGACUUCCACACGAACAAGAAGAUCCUCGAAGAAGUCGCCAUCAUCCCUUCGAAGCGUCUCCGCAACAAGAUCGCUGGAUUCUCCACCCAUUUGAUGAAGCGUAUCCAGAAGGGACCGGUCCGUGGCAUCUCGCUCAAGCUUCAAGAGGAAGAGCGUGAGCGCCGCAUGGACUUUGUCCCCGACGAGUCUGCUAUCAAGACCGAUGUGAUCAAGGUCGACAAGGAGACUCUGGAGAUGCUUGCUUCCCUUGGCAUGUCUGACACUAGUGGCAUCUCUGAAGUCGAGCCACAGGCUGCACCUACUUUCAGCAGGCCACCAAGAAGGUUCUGAGGAGUUUAUUGUUAUUAUUAUCAGUCGAAUCAAAAGAGAAAUCUUUAGAUUUGGCUGUUUUUGUUUUGAAGUUAGGGACAAAAGACUUGCUGUUCUUGAAAUGUUUAUUGUUGCUUUUGAUUCGAGAUUUAUGUCCUGAACUGAAAGUUACACUCUCUUUUUUAUUCCAUGGUUUUUAAGUUUUGAUGAUC
Molecule: messenger RNA, 781 nt
Organism: Brassica rapa (field mustard)
Lineage: Eukaryota; Viridiplantae; Streptophyta; Magnoliopsida; Brassicales; Brassicaceae
Product: 40S ribosomal protein S17-2
Biological process (GO): translation
Cellular component (GO): ribosome
Molecular function (GO): structural constituent of ribosome
Source: RefSeq, a predicted model, not a curated record